AUGGGGUCGUGUGGGAGAUCUGCUACCACUAAUGAUCCCUCUGGAGGUUCUGUUAUUGAGCAGCAUUUGUGCUCAGAGGUUGCGGAGCAGGUUGUUUCUGUGCAGGAGUCUUGUUUGGAAGAAGCUUGCAAAGUUGUGGACUCUAAUACAGACCUCUCCACUAUAUCUGAUGGUUGUGUGGGAGAAGACCUUGUGGGUUCUGCAAGGUGUGUAGAUGUGGGUUCUGGUGAUGCUUUGGGUUUGGCAAGUGAAUGUGAAAAUGCUGAUUUGUUGAUAGUGGAGAAAGCCGCCGAAGAUGAUUGUCUGAAUUUCUUAGGGGUUUCUUAUGGAAGCAUUGAAGUUCCCUGUGCAAACAGUGGGUCAGAGGGAAAUUUUCAGGCUGAGGGCAACUUGGCUUUGGGGUCGGGAUCCUUAACUACAGAUGAUUCAGAGAGGCUCUGUGCUCAACAGGAUGAGCAGAAGAAUGAUAAGAGCGACAUAUUACCAGCAGGAAAAAACGAUGAUACGGGUCUUCUUGGUGAUGCUUUCACUCCUGUACUUGACUUUAGGGAUUCUGAAAUGUCUUUGGAAUUGGAAUCUGUGUCUGACUUGCUAGUUGAAUGCAACCAGCAAAAUGAGCAGGAGAAAGUUAUGAGACAUGCGGGUCCCUUGUUGAAUGUUGCGGAAAAAUGUGAUACUCUAAUUGGGACAGAACAUGAUGCUUGCAGACAAAUAUCUCCUACUCCGGACAUGGAUGUGCCAUCUGGUGCAUUAUAUGCAGAUACAGAAGUAGAGAGGAGCACAAGUGAUCCAAAAGAUGGUGAGGACCAGAAUAGUACUUGUGAAGAAAAGGUUAAAGUUUUUGUUGAUGAAGAAAUCAUUCAAAUUAAUUCAUGUGUAAAAAUAUCAUCCUCUCCAGGUUGCCAUGGGACUGCUGGGAGCUCAUCAGUGGUUGAUUAUCUUUGUGAUCCUGCCCUGUUGGAUCCAGGGUGUGAAAUGAAGAAUGUAGAAGAUGCUUUUUGUAAAUUGAAGGACUGUUCCUCAGAGGAAACUGGCAACUCUACCUUUAGAACACCAUUUUCUCCAGAAUCAGGUCUGCCCUCUGUUGCUUCAAUUACCAAGUGCCCUUCAAAGGAUAUUUCUGAUCUCCAUUGUAAAGGUGAUGAUGUUUCUAUUAACAAUAAUAGUGCUGUGGACAAUCCAGGUCAGAUGGAUAAUGAUGGAAAAGAAGCUGUUGAAGUUGAUUGUAUCACUGAAAGCAUACCAUUACCUUCUCAAAUGAGUAGUCGAAGAAGUAAAGUUGGCAGAAAGACGCAAACCAAAAAGGCUUCAAGAAAAUGCAAGACCAAAACCAAGGUGACACGUUCAAAUGGGGAUCAUAUUAAGUUAUACUCAGAGGCUUCUAGAAAGAAGAGAAGUUGUUUGUCCAAACCAGCUCGUUCUUCUAUCUGGGGAUUGAUUGGGAAUAUUGAACAGUUUUUUGAGCAAGAUAAUGAGCAUCCAGUUGGUGAAACUGUGUGCCAAGAGUUGGGGAGGGCUAGAAGCAAGCGCCAAACUGGUACAGCAGUUAAGAAUGAUGCAAGUACUAGUUUAAUGAGUUCACUACAGAAGUGUCCUGUUCCAACUACUCGUGUUCGUCUGAAGAUCAAAUUUGGGAAAGAACCUGAUUUAAGAUGCUCAAAUGUCUUGACUCUGGAGUCUGUUGAUGGCUUCGCAUCUGCUUCCCUCUUGGAGUCCGGUUCAGCUUCUAUGAAAGUAGCCAGUAAUGCUGAAGAUAAAAUGUUGGAAGUGGUGGCUUUGGGCAAUGCAGAAUCUUUCAACAAUGACCUGGAUAAGGAUGGUCUUGUUCUAAAUGGACAAGCAGCAAAUAACCCCUUAGAAGAAAAUACUGACAGAACAGAGAAGGCAGAUGGGGAUGUAGAGGAACCUUGUCUUGCAGCUCCUCCAGAGAAGGUGGUUGAAGCAUUGAUUGAACCUAUCAAUAACAAGGGUAUGGAUCCUGGAACUUCACCUGAUUCCGAAGUUAUCAAUUCAGUUCCCGAUGUCCAGGUUGGAGAGAGACAUCAAGAAGGUUUAGGUUAUUCUAAAGUGUUGAAUUCUAAAUUGACCAUCAGUAAAAGGGGGAAGAAGAAAGACAAACUUACAUGUUCAGGUAACUGUAUCACUGAAGAUGAAUCACAAUGUCCACCUGGGAAUAGUAGAGCUAAGCAAUCUAAGAAUCGCAGCAGGGGUAAGAAAAAUUGCAAGGAUGCAGUUAGCUCUUUGGAAUUGCCUACUUUCACUCAGAUAAACAAAUCUGUGAACGGUAAAGAAUUGUGCCCAGAAUCAUUGUCCCAUUCUGGAGGAACUGAACUUGGAGGCUCUGCUGAGGCUUUGAAGGUUAAAAAUCACAUGGACAUUAAGACAAGUGGCAAACCAUCAGUUGACAAUGGAUUUUCAGAUUCGCAGGUUUCUGAGACUAUGAUGUCUACUGCAAGACCUUUGGGGCGUAAGCUACCUAAAAGUCUUAGACCUAGUAAAGUUACUCGGACCAAAUUUAAAGCUUCUGACUCGACUGACAGGAAAAAGACUACUUGUACUCGCAAGGAAAAACAGAAAAAGCCAAUUAAUAAGUGCGAAGUCAAGGGAAAAGGUGCCUCUCUUAAAAUUACAUGUCAAAUGGAAGAUCACCCACAUUCAGAAGCAAAUGUUGAAAAUCAUGAGUUGGAUGCUGCUGGAAAAAUUAAUGCUGAUAACAACAAAGUAUCAGUCAACAUAUCUAAUUCAGACAUGCUGUCUGGUGUUGGACUGGGGGAGCAACUUUCAUCUCCCCGUAAUGCGUGGGUGCGAUGCGAUGAUUGUUACAAAUGGCGGCGAAUUCCAGCUGUGCUUGCAGAUCUAAUUGAUGAAACUAACUGUACCUGGACAUGUAAGGACAGCAGUGACAGGGCCUUUGCUGAUUGUGCUAUCCCUCAAGAGAAGUCAAAUGCGGAGAUUAAUGCAGAGUUGGGAUUAUCAGAUGCUUCAGGUGAAGAAGAUGCAUAUGAAGGCUCCAAAAACUUUAAGGAAUUAGAAUAUCGGCCUCCAUUUGAAGGAAAGUUGGGCUGUGGGGAUGAAUGCCUAAAUCGAAUGCUUAAUAUUGAAUGUGUGCAAGGAACAUGCCCGUGUGGGGACCGAUGUUCCAACCAGCAGUUCCAAAAACGGAAGUAUGCUAGCCUGAGGUGGUUUAAAUGUGGGAAAAAGGGUUAUGGACUAAAGGCACUUGACAAUGUAGCUCAAGGACAGUUUCUUAUUGAAUACGUUGGAGAGGUGCUUGAUAUGCAAUCGUACGAGGCACGGCAAAGAGAAUAUGCUUUGAAGGGUCAUCGACAUUUCUAUUUUAUGACCUUGAAUGGCAGUGAGGUUAUAGAUGCAAGUGCAAAAGGAAACUUGGGGCGUUUCAUUAAUCAUAGUUGUGAUCCUAAUUGUCGUACAGAAAAGUGGAUGGUGAAUGGAGAAAUCUGUAUCGGACUCUUUGCAUUGAGGGAUAUUAAGAAGGAUGAAGAAUUGACAUUUGACUACAACUAUGUAAGAGUUUUUGGUGCUGCUGCGAAAAAAUGUUACUGUGGUUCACUUAGUUGUCGAGGUUAUAUAGGUGGUGGUGAUCCACUUAAAGCUGAACUGAUAGUUCAAAGUGAUUCAGAAGAAGAAUUUCCAGAACCUGUUAUGCUUACCAAAGAUGGUGAAAUUGAGGAUGGAGUGGCUACACCCAAGUAUUUUAAUAAUGUUGAUACACAAUCUGCUAAACAUAUGUUAAAAGAAAGGGAUAUAUUGGAAAAGUCUAAAAAUGCUGUAGAUUCAGGUGGUUUUCCAGAGAAAGAAAGUUCCAUGAACCCUGCCUCUGCUGUUUCUCUGUUGCACAGCUCAGCAGAAAUGGAGGAGGAUUCAAAGGGCAAGUUACCAUCCUCUGUCCGAGUUGAAGAAAUUUCUGAACAAUUGGAGGAUGUAACAAGCAAACCCAUGCUUGCUGUACAACAAGAAAAAGAAAAGGAAUCAGAGUUUCCAGACAAAACUUCUUCUACUCAAAGAUUAGAGACUACUUCUUCCCAUGCAACUGCUAGCAAAAUGUUGUCCAAUUCUACUGGUAGUAAUAGGGAGUCCAAGUCUGAAAUAAAUGAAGGCAGGAAGACUCCUAAGUCAAAUAGUUCUGUUAAAAAGGGAAAGGUUAAUGCUAAUCCUCCAAAUGGCCUCAAAGCUGAGAUGACAGCGAAUCGAUUGCAGUUGUCAUCUAUCAAACACAAAAAAGUUGAAGGUUCUUCCAAUGGACGGUUUGAAGCAGUUCAGGAGAAACUUAAUGAGUUGUUGGAUGGAGAUGGGGGAAUAAGCAAAAGAAAGGAUGCUACCAAAGGUUACUUGAAGCUUUUAUUUCUCACUGUUGCAUCUGGUGAUAGAAGCAACGGUGAAGCAAUUCAAAGUAAUCGAGAUCUUUCCAUGAUACUUGAUGCCCUUCUGAAAACAAAAUCUAGAGCAGUGCUGAAUGAUAUAAUUAGCAAAAAUGGUUUACAGAUGUUACAUAAUAUUAUGAAGCAGUACAGGCUGGACUUCAAAAAAAUUCCAAUACUACGAAAGCUUCUUAAGCUUUGUGGCCCUGAAAAUGAACUUUGUGACCCGGGUCAUAAUUCCUCUUUCAUCAACUUGCAUUUAGUUUUCAUCGUUGUGCCAAAAUUUCAUGGCUCCAUCAUCGUUGAAACCCAUACAUUGAAAGUGGUUACUGUCUCUUCCCCCCUUUGCCUGUCCAUUGUGUCUCCCACAGGGCCUUUCCUCUUCAUUACUUGUUUCUACUCUGACUAUGAUUUUCAAAACCUGAAUCCUUUAUUUGGUUGCUCCACCACUUUCCCAUUGUCAUGCAAUCUACAUGCACCAAGUCCCAACAGUCUUAAAGUUACACUCUGUCACUUUGCCAAGAAUUUGGCUCCUGGUCUUUCCCUUUGCCAUGAUUAUCCCUUCUUUAGGGAGUCAAUGCUUUCUCUGACAGAGCAUGACGACAAACAGGUCCAUCAAAUUGCUCGAAGCUUCCGAGACAGAUGGUUUCCCAGACCCAUCAGAAAACAUGGCUAUUUGGACAGGGAUGAUAAUAGAAUGGAAUCCCACAGAAGUUUCAACGGUAACAGAUUUUCAGCAUCACACAGUCACAGGCAUGAGCAGGAUUUAAGGGCUACAGAUGCAAUUGACUGUAGUCAGCAGUCGAUGCUUGUGACAAAUCCAGUAGAUGCUGAUACCCAAGACAGCUGUCCCGCCCGCACUCUAGAUGGGGUUGAAAUCAAAGGGGCUAAAAAGCGGAAGCGUAAGAGCCGGUGGGAUCAACCAGCAGAGACAAACUUGCUAUCUGAUGCCGUUAUGAGCUCUAUUGGUGAAAGCCAGAACAUUCAUGAGGAUGUUCCACCAGGGUUUUCGUGUCCAAUAGGUCCAUUAAAUGCUUCCCUGAACUCUAGUAAUCUUGCAUUACAAAAUGCAAGCCGAUCUGGAUGUCCCUCUGAUUUUGUCAUUGGUCAUCCAAAAAAGAAAUUUAACUCUCGCUUGCCUGUGUCAUAUGGAAUGCCAUGGUCUGUUACCCAGCAAUAUGGAACACCUCAUACUGAAUUUCCAGAGUGUUGGGUUACUGCACCUGGCAUGCCUUUCAACCCAUUUCCUCCCCUACCCCCAUAUCCUCGGGACAACAAAGACUGUCAACCUACUAAUAAUAGUAGUGCUAUGAUAAUUGAUCAGCCUGCUGAAGCUAUGAUUAUUGACCAGUCUGCUGAUGUUAAUGAGGGUGAUACCAGUGGUAUGGUCAGUUGUAGCGCAGAUGAUAUGAUUCCCAGCACAACUGGUGCUAACACUGGGGACUCUGACCUUCUGUUCGAGGAUAAUGAACACAUAGCUAAACGAUUGAAGGGUGAAUCCCAUGAUUUGGUAAGGAAGUACUAUAGACAACAAAAAUGGAAUAAUUCAAAAAUAGAUCGACCAUGGUUCCGGAGGAAUGCAUGGAAAUGUAAUGAGAACAAUUCUGAUGGUGAUAUGUGCAGUAUAGUUGUAGAUGUACCAAAAGAGUCAGAAGAUACUUGUGAUGCGGAGGAUGCAAUCUGUAGAGAGGAGAACGGUGACAAUAAUAUUUAUUAG
Messenger RNA from Sphenostylis stenocarpa, 6096 nucleotides. NCBI's taxonomy places the organism in Eukaryota, Viridiplantae, Streptophyta, Magnoliopsida, Fabales, Fabaceae. The record is from the annotation of a GenBank genome assembly.